AUGCAGUUUCGAUUUUCCACAGCCCUUCUUGGACUGGUCUCUGCGACCGCAGUGUCUGGUCAGUUCCAGGAGUUACAGCAAGAAGGACCUUUUGCCUUAAAAGUGAAGGGUCAGGCCUCGAACAGCUCAAUUAACGGCUACCUCAAGUGGUACAACCUGGGUGGAUUGACAAACCCAACCUUCAUCAGUUACGAACCAAACGCAUAUCCUACCGUCAGUGAUUCAUCAUACCAGUGGUACUUCAACUACACCGGCUUCGUGCAGUACAGAGAGCAUGAAGUGGGUUUCCUAGUCGUAAACCCGACGGCCAACACGACCACCCCAUCUCCCUACCGCGGCCAGGUUAUGGACAUGACAUACCAGUCGAACAGCAAUGUCGGCGUCCCACUGCUGGGUCUCGGCACCAAUUCCUACUUCGACGUUGGCUUCGACGACGACAACAAGGCUUUCAACACCAAGGAGUUCGACGAUGGCGCGUAUGUUCCGGGCGUGCAGCCUGAGUACGAUGAUGAUCUCGGGUACUACCACUGGGCCGUCUGCUGGCAGUUCUCCGGCAUGUACCAGCAGACUCUGUCGUGGAUCACUUAUGGCACACCUCAUAAUCCAACCUGUGAGCUCGUUGAUCUUGUCCGAGUGACACUAUAAGCAGAGCCGAUAAGGUUUGUGCAUGGAAGAUAAGAGCUUGGAGAAUUUGUAUCAUUAUUAUGUUCACGGGAAACAAAAACAUGGACGUCGGAUAACUCGAUUGGAGAGUUUCCGGUUGUGCUGAUGGAUCGAUCGGUCAGCCUAUGAUGAAAGAGCAACAUUUCUUGAAUCAGACGAAGAUGAAGGAAGGAAUAGCUCAGAUUCUCAAAUCAUGCUUGUAAAAU
Messenger RNA from Xylaria bambusicola, 869 nucleotides. RefSeq lists its product as uncharacterized. The transcript has a single exon. NCBI's taxonomy places the organism in Eukaryota, Fungi, Ascomycota, Sordariomycetes, Xylariales, Xylariaceae. The record is from RefSeq and is a predicted model, not a curated record. The coding region runs from base 1 to 645 and encodes 214 amino acids.